GGUAAGAACACUUACCAGAUUCAGCUUCCAACUUCAGUGAUGGACCCAACAGCAACCCUUCUUUAUUUGGAUUACUAUGAAGCUGCAGGCACAGACCAUCCUGUCAUGGAGACUCUCCCCCAUGUCUCCUACACAUCUGUCUUUCUCCCAAUCUUUUACACAGCCGUGUUCCUGACUGGAGUAUUGGGGAAUUUCAUCCUCAUGGUUGCACUGCAUUUCAAAUACAGCAACCGAAGAUUGAUUGACAUCUUCAUCAUCAACCUGGCUGCCUCUGACUUCAUUUUCCUUGUCACGCUACCUCUUUGGGUAGACAAGGAAGCCUCUCUAGGACUGUGGAGGACUGGCUCUUUCCUGUGCAAAGGCAGCUCCUAUGCCAUCUCAGUGAACAUGCACUGUAGUGUCUUCUUACUCACCUGCAUGAGUAUGGACCGCUACCUGGCCAUCAUGUGCCCAGCCUUAUCCAGAAGACUGAGGAGGAGAAACUGUGCAUAUGCUGUCUGCGCCAGUGUCUGGAUCAUCUCCUGCCUCCUGGGACUGCCCACUCUUCUGUCCAGGGAGCUUACUCACAUGGAUGGCAAGCCGUACUGCGCAGAGAAGGAACCCACUCCACUAAAACUGAUGUGGGGUCUGGUAGCCUUAAUUGUCACCUUUUUUGUCCCCCUACUGAGCAUUUUGACCUGCUACUGUUGCAUCACAAGGAGGCUGUGUGCUCAUUACCAGCAGUCAGGAAAGCAUAGCAAAAAGCUGAGGAAGUCCAUAAAGAUCAUCGUUAUUGUUGUGGCAGCCUUCAUCUUCUCCUGGUUGCCCUUUAAUACUUUCAAGCUCCUGGCCAUUGUCUCAAGGUUACAGCCAGAACACCAGUUUUCCUUGGAAUCUCUUCAGCUGGCCAUGGAGGUGAGUGGGCCUUUGGCAUUUGCCAACAGCUGCGUCAACCCUUUCAUUUACUAUGUCUUCGACAGCUAUGUCCGGCGGGCUGUUGUACACCGUCUGUGCCCUUGUCUGAAGAACUACGACUCUGAGAGCAGCACUGACAUGUCAGACAGUCACCUCGCUAAGGCUCUUUCCAACCUCAUCCAUGCAGAGGAUUUUGUCAAACGGAGGAAGAGGUCUGUGUCACUCUGAAGGGAGCUGUGACAUUGCAAGGUCUGUCGGCACUCCUAGGAAGUUGGGUUUUGUCAGAAAUGGAGAACGAAAAGAUUGAAGAUGACAUUCAUAUUGCUUCAUAAACCCAAGGAAGUGGUGAAUUUUUAAGAAUCCCCCUGAAGAGCUCCUGUGUUGUCAAAAAAUUAGGCCACGUGCUGCAUUUUCAGCUAAAUGCUCUUACGUGGCAUUCAAGUCAGCCAGGCAAAAUACAAUCCCCAUUGUCCCUG
Messenger RNA from Phodopus roborovskii (desert hamster), 1370 nucleotides. It is a transcript of the gene Gpr15, whose product is annotated as G protein-coupled receptor 15. Gene Ontology annotation, biological process: immune response; G protein-coupled receptor signaling pathway. Gene Ontology annotation, cellular component: membrane. Bases 40 to 1122 code for a protein of 360 amino acids. The transcript has a single exon. NCBI's taxonomy places the organism in Eukaryota, Metazoa, Chordata, Mammalia, Rodentia, Cricetidae. Gene Ontology annotation, molecular function: G protein-coupled receptor activity. The record is from RefSeq and is a predicted model, not a curated record.